Messenger RNA from Ictalurus punctatus (channel catfish), 1532 nucleotides. RefSeq names its product SH3 domain binding glutamate-rich protein like (gene sh3bgrl). Gene Ontology annotation, cellular component: cytoplasm. The record is from RefSeq and is a predicted model, not a curated record. The transcript is spliced from 4 exons. Lineage: Eukaryota; Metazoa; Chordata; Actinopteri; Siluriformes; Ictaluridae. The coding region runs from base 202 to 549 and encodes 115 amino acids.
AGAGAGAGAAAAAGAGAGAGUGGGGGCGUGGAAGUUGGGAAGUCCAUCGAGAAGCAGAGCAAGCCUUGCAUACUCCUCCGUCGGCAGAAACACUAGUCUACAGUUCUAAGGAGGAAAGGAAAGCACCCACUCUUAGCAAGCUCCAAAGCUAUCUCUGUUUGUUUUCUUCCUCUCUCCACGUCGCGAGGAAUUCCCAGCACGAUGGUGAUCAAAGUUUACAUCGCUUCGUCAUCCGGAUCAACCUCAAUCAAGAAACAGCAGCAGGAUGUCAUGGGGUUCCUGGCAGCCAAUAAGAUCGAUUUUGAGGAAUGUGACAUUGCAGCCAACGAAGACAACAGGAAAUGGAUGCGGGAAAACGUACCAGUAGAUUCCCGACCAGCCACAGGAAACCCCCUCCCACCUCAGAUUUUCAAUGAAGAGAGAUACUGUGGGAACUAUGAGGCCUUCUUUGAUGCACGAGAAGAGAACGCCGUGUAUGCUUUUCUAGGCUUGACUGCACCCCCAGGUUCUAAGGAGGCAGAGGCUCUAGCUAAAAAAGAGCAGCAGUAGUCUCCAGCAUCUUCAUUUCCCUGCUAUCUCCUAGGCUGCAACUAGAUGUCACUGUUUUGUUUCCCACCUAUCCAGAUACAACAAUCUGUCAUGUGCUUUCUAUCCUAUAAUUUUACACCGUUCGUAUUGCUCAUCAAUCUCCCUGUUAAAUUAGAUAAUUCCAUUCUGUUCCUACCUGCUCCCAAGUCUUACAGACUCCGAGAAGGUCUUACAACUGUGGAUUACUUGCUCUUUACUAGUUACUAGUCUACUAGAAUUUCUUACCUGCCAUGUAUGUGAAGUUGAAAAAGAAUUCCACUGUCGGUCUCAUUGUGUACAUUUGUAUGGUGGUAUUCGUUUAUGAUGUGCCAUAAGCAAGUGAUCGAUUAGUGCCUGUAUUUUCACACAGAUUGCACUUAGAAUUCAUCAAAAUGAUUCCUGUAAAUUCAUGUUCGCGUCUUAAAAAAUACUUCCCUGCUAAAUAAUGUUAAAGGGCUACGGUAGGUAGUAAACAUCUGUGCUAGUCAUUGUUAGCAUCAAGUCUAGUCAUUAAUGCUUUAGCUUUCAAAGGAUAUGUUUUUGUCUUUCAGUGUUUCAGCUUUUGGAGACCUUUUUAAAGGUACACUAAGUACAACAAUAAAAAAGAUUCAUUGUUGGGUGUAGUUUCAUUUCUUGUCGUUUCUUGGUAGCUUCCUUAAAAUCAGGAGUCAGUUCAGGUUAUGAACUUUCAGUUUUUCGGUAUACACGUCAUUUAAUAUCAUAAUUCUAUUCACCGUUUGUUAAAUGUGAGGUCCCAAUACCAACUAUAAUCAUUGUAAUUAUAUAUUGUUUAGUAUAAGUGUUACUUAGUGUACCUUUAACUCAUUCUUCAGAGUGUCUUAAUAGUGUACUUUUUUUUUUUUCCUUUCUAUUUUAUGAGCAAAUAGAAAAUAUGCCAAAAAAAUUUUUUUGAAGAAAUGUAUUAUUGAAGUGGGCAGGACAAUAAAUCAUUGUUUUAAUUAAAA